AAGAUUUGAAUGCCAAGAAAACAAUUCUAAUACAGCCAGCUGUUGAGGCAACAAGAACAAGCACGCCUGUUUUGACAAUCAGAGCUGCUACUCCAGGCAUGAUUACUGAAGUGAAUGCUGUCAAGUCUUCUUUGGUACAUACAGUGCCAUCACCACAAGCAGCGAUAAUAACUCAGAUUCCAGCAUCUGUACAAAACCUGGCACAGACGGUGAAUACUGUAAAGUCUCCUAUGUUACAUACAGUGCAAUCACCACAUGCUGCGACUACACCAACGCCAACGCCAAUUCCAGUUUCUGUACAAAACCUGGCACAGACGGUGAAUCCUGUGAAGUCUCCUAUGUUACAUACAGUGCAAUCACCACAAGCAGCGAUGGCAACUACUCAGAUCCCAGUCUCUGUACAAAACCUGGCACAGACAGUGAAUCCUGUGAAGUCUCCUAUGUUACAUACAGUGCAAUCACCACAAGCAGCGAUGGCAACUACUCAGAUCCCAGUCUCUGUACAAAACCUGGCACAGACAGUGAAUCCUGUGAAGUCUCCUAUGUUACAUACAGUGCAAUCACCACAAGCAGCGAUGGCAACUACUCAGAUCCCAGUCUCUGUACAAAACCUGGCACAGACAGUGAAUCCUGUGAAGUCUCCUAUGUUACAUACAGUGCAAUCACCACAAGCAGCGAUGGCAACUACUCAGAUCCCAGUCUCUGUACAAAACCUGGCACAGACAGUGAAUCCUGUGAAGUCUCCUAUGUUACAUACAGUGCAAUCAUCACAAGCAGCGAUGGCAACUACUCAUAUCCCAGUCUCUGUUAAGAAUCUGACACAGACAUCACUGCAGGCUAUUUCUCAAGUCGUAACUGGAAGUACCACUUGUAUUCCAACUUUAGCAUCAAUAUCUAAUAGUAUACAGGGAAAGCCACAAUCACCAAUGUUUUCACAGGCUUCAAUACAGAGUAUACUACGAGCAACUUCACAAAAUAUAGCUCCUGUGCAAAGUAUUGCUACUAUGGGGAAUUCAAUGACUACAGGAACUAUUACAGUCCCUGCCACUGUAAUGACAGCUACGAUUACCCUACCAAGACAGUUACACAUUCAACCUCAUACUGCUAUGACAUUACAGCCACAUCAAAUUGGGCAACCGAUUGUUACAAUAGCUGGACAUCAACAUCGCCAUGCUAUCUUUACAACAAAUCAAAGAGCCACUCUGAUUACGCAACCGCAAGCCAUUGUACAAGCUGGUUCAACGGGAGCACCAACACAAAUUCUUGCUCAAGUUGGAGUACCUCGGCAGCAAAGACAAAUACCACCAAAUAUCACUGUAGCUCACCCAGCAUUGCAGUCUGGACAUAUUUUACAAAAAGCUGUUGUUCAGGCAGCAGCAAACACUCCGAACCAGGUGGUUCAAGCUAGUUUAGCUCAGUCACAACUAAUGAAAACUGCUGUUGGGGGAGCACAACAGAUAACACUUCAAAAAGCAAUACCUCCACGCCUCCUGCAAGCAAGCACAGUGCAACAAAUGAUUCAGACAAGUGCUUCACAAAAAACAAUUAUGCCAUCAACUGUUCUGCCGCAAACUAUAGUGAAAUCCCCACAGCAGCUUGGGCCACCUACUUUACUACCAGCAACAAGUACCUCGAUGGCUUCACCUGUUAUACAAACAACGAUUGUGCACCAACCUAGUGGAGUACAGACUCAAAUAAUUCAGCAACCGGGAGCUGCAGCUGCAGCAGCAGUAGCUGCACAUGCAGCACAGCAAGGAAUGCAGGCUUCUAGACAAUUACAGCAGCAAAUAGUCAGUACAGUUACUCCUACAUCACAUUUGUUAACAAAACCAGUGUUUACACAGGCAGGUGCUCAUCCUCUUGUUCAUCAGGCUGUUCUUAGAGCAGGAACUCCAUUAAAUUCAACCCACAUGGUAACUCUCGGACAACAGGUACACUUGCAACCAAUCGCGCAAACAACUUUUGUCAAACAACCGUCCCUUCCCAAAUUAACCCAAAUUCAACCUGCAACAAUACAGCUACAGGCAACCCAACAUCCUCAACUAGCACAAAUACAGUUACCAAAUCAACAAGUCCAGGUACAACAAACUUCUCCACAACCCCAGUUACAUUUACAGCAAUCUACACAGUUGCCAUUUCAACAAUUUCAGCAAGUACCAUUACAACAAACACAGAUGGUAGCACAGCAACAACCACAGCAGCCAGUGAAGUCUCAUGAUACGGCCAUAAAACCAGAGUCUGUUCCUGAAACUGUAGAUGAACCUGAAGAAGAAUUUCUUCUUCUAGAAGAAGAGGAAGAAAGGGAGCCUAUCUCGGCAAUCGAUUUGGCAAUCAUGAAAAAUUUACUGUACCCUCAAGCACCAAUGGAGAAGAAGAAGAAAAUAGAAUCUGAAAACAAGCCACAAAAUGAAGAAACUGAACAUGCUGAUGCACUCACUGAGGAGUCACCAGAAUUUACUUGGGAAGAAUAUCUAGAAGUAACUGGUGCCAUGUCUUCACCACAUUCUGCUUUUAAACAUGUUGAACAUAGUUUGGAAAGUCCCUUUGUGGCUGGGAUGAAACUAGAAGUGGUGAAUAGAAAUAUUCAAGCUGGCCAAACAAAAACAUUUUGGGUUGCGACUGUGAUUGCUACAUGUGGGCAGCUAUUACUUCUGAGAUACGAUGGUUAUGAAGAAGCAAGACAUUCUGAUUUUUGGUGUGAUAUUACAUCAGGUGAUCUACAUCCUAUCGGCUGGUGUGCUCAGAACAGUCAACAACUUUCACCUCCUGAAGAAAUAAAAUAUAGAUGUGAUAAUUGGAGUGAUUUUCUCAUUCAAGACUUGACUGGUGCAAUUACAGCUCCUGUAUUCUUAUUAGAAGGGGAUGCUGGUAAAGUUCUUGCUGAGCAAAUCAAAGCUGGUAUGAGAGUUGAAGUGACAGAUGUGUUAAAUCCACUUGAAGUCUGGAUAGCUACAGUAAAAGAAAACCACAGUGGUAGAUUACUACUUAGAUGGGAAGGAUCCCAAGCAAAUACAGAUGCACAUGAUUUUUGGUUAUUCUACCAGUCACACCGAAUACAUCCCAUGGGGUGGGCUGCUAAGAAUCAAGAUAAGGGUAUAGUUCUCAAACCCCCAGCAGUUCUAGUUGCAGGAUUACCAUAUUCUACCCCAGAAUGGUCAUAUAUUCAUCAGAAAGCUGGACUUGCUGCAAGCACAAAACCACUACCAAAAGGAUUCUUCAAGCAUCAGGAAACCGUUAGAGAACACUAUUUCCGUGUUGGUAUGAAAUUGGAAGCCAUUAACCCUAAAGCACCAUCACAGAUCUGUCCAGCAACCAUCACAAAAAUUUUCAAUAGUAAUUAUUUCUUGGUGGAAAUUGAUGACUUAAGUGCUGAUAAGACUCCAAUACAGUUUGUUGGUUAUGGUGAAUGUGGUGGAUUGUUCUAUGUAGAAUGGUGUAAGCAGCAUAAUGUACAGAUUAAAAUUCCUAAUGGAUAUGAUUGUACAAGCUUUGACUGGAAUGCAUACCUCAAACAUUGUAAUUCACAGGCUGCUUCAAAGAAUUUAUUCAGAACUGUAUCACCUGAUCAUGAAUUUCAACGUGGUAUGAAACUAGAGGCUGUAAAUCCAUUCAACCUUAAUCAAAUCUGUGUUGCCACAGUAACAAAGAUAAUUGAUAGACAUAUGUGGUUGAAUUUUGAUGGCUGGAAACUACCCAAUCAUAUCGUUGAUGUGGAGUCACAUGACAUAUUUCCAGUUGGUUGGUGUGAAUCUGCAGGUUUACUACUGAAACAACCCAAAAAGCUGAUGAUCAAGAAGACUAAAAAAGUUGCUGUUGUAUGGCCAGAAAAACAAGUAUCAGGUAAAUCGACACCUCUCAGCCCUGGUAGAGACUUGUAUCAGAAGAUGAAAGAAGGGCCACCAAGAACUGAUGAAUCUGGAGAAGAAGGUAAAGCCUCGCAUUGGAGUCCCAAGAUUUACUUCAAUCAUAAAUGUUUUUCUGGGCCAUACCUUAAUAAAGGCCGUAUUGCUGAAUUACCACGGGCUGUGGGUCCUGGUAUUGUUACCUUAGUGCUAAAGGAAGUAAUAUCACUGCUUAUCAAUGCAGCAUAUAAACCACCCAGGGUUCUUAGAGAGUUACAAGUACAACAUGAAGAAACUGCUGGAAUGAAUGGACAUUUACAAGUCAUGAAAGCAAAAUAUAAAAGUAAAAGUUACAGAGCAAUGGUUGAAAUCUGUAAAAAUGCUGACGAGGUUGAGAGUUUCUGUAGAGAUAUGUGUAUAAAGUUAGAAUGUUGUCCAAAUUUGGUUGCAUUGGACCAGAUAGAAGACAACUGCCCAGAAAACUGUUCAACACUCACAAAGACAAAAUACACACACUAUUAUGGGAAGAAAAAGAGAAGCAGGGUUGGUAGACCUCCGGGCGGACACAGCAACCUUGAAUAUGGACCAAAGAAACCAGGCAAGAGAAGGAAAAAGAGAAAGCCGUUUGUACACAGAAAGAAAAGAACAUCAUCCAAUGAGGAAGCUGGAGGAGGUUUGGAAAAUGGUGAAGAAGAGGAAGUUAGUGAAAAUGAGGAAGAAGAUGAAGAGGCAUUAGCCAUAAAGAGGAGAAAGAAGGAAGAACGCAGGAAAGAAAAAGAAAAGAGGAUGGGAUUGAAAAGACCACUAAUCAUGACAAGAGCCAAAGCUCUGUUGGAAUCAGCAAAGAGGGCCAAGCUUCCACACAAGAUGGUUUUACCUGAUAGAGAACGUGGAAAGAAGAUGAAAACUCGGUUUGGACACAUUCAUAAAAGUCAUCAUCAUCAUCAUCACCAUCACCAUGCAGGCAGUAGCAAUGUCACUCAUAAAAUCAAAAGUGAAACUAGAGAUAGAAAUAACGAAGAUUUCUUGCAGUUAGACAGCAAUCCACUUCAUUGGAGUGUACAAGUUGUGGUGGAUUUCAUCAAAAGUACAGACUGUGCCCCGUUGGCUAAAAUAUUUAAAGAGCAGGAGAUCGAUGGCCAAGCUUUACUUUUACUUACAUUACCCACAGUUCAGGAGUGUAUGGAGUUAAAACUGGGACCAGCUAUAAAAUUAUGUCACCACAUUGAAAGGGUCAAGAUUGCAUUUUAUGAACAGUAUGCAAAAUAAAUGGAAAUUUCGACUGUCAAGCCAUGUGUUUGACGUAGACUACAAUUAUAUUUUAAAACAUCUAUAUCAAAGUGUUUUGGAUUAAUACUGCGGUUAUGGGUUUUGUAACGUAGAAGUUAGUUAGAAAGCACAUGUAACAUGUUGAGUACAUUGUUUAUGCAGCAUGGCAUUAAAAAUAUACUAAUGUAACAUUACAUUAAUUGCAAAAUUGCAAACAGACUGGGCUUAGCCAAUAUGUUGUAACAAGGAAAUAUCAAAUUGUAAAAAAAUAUUACACCACCAUGAAAUGGUUUGGUAAAAUGCACUAAUUUAAUGCAAUUUGCAGUUAUUAGUUGCCAUGACAGCAAGCUGUUAUGCAUGUUGAUGGAGUGACUCUAUAAAAUAGAAAUGAUGCAUAGUUUACUAAUGACAAGAUCGGUUAAAAUAAAAGUAACCAGUUUCCUCAUGGACUAUAAAAUAAAUGUAAUUUUGUAAUAUAAAUUAAUGUACAGGUAGUUAGGAAAACCUAUUAAUCCAGUAUCUGCUUGAAUUGUGUGGUGUAUUUGUAUUUUAUUACUAGUAUCCAAAAUACACUGGACACUUUGUUAGUUAACGGCUUAUUUUUCAGAAACAACCAAACAAUAUAUGAGAAGGGGAGAAUUAUAGUCACAUCAUGAUUUAAACAAUUAUUUGCAAAACUAUGAUUACUUAAUCUGUUUUGAAUGAACUAUUGUUUUUGUAAUCAGGAGUGCAUUGGUAACUGAACAAUCUACUUAGAGUUCUUUUAACGUCACAUCACAAGGUCUUGCUUCAACAAUGCUUAAUGAAGAAGAAAUACGUCUAUUUAUAAUUGGAAUUGUUUUAUUUUUAUGAAAACUGUAUAUUAGUCCAUUGUGAUAUUUUCACUGGUGUGUCGUGCAUUUUUUUACACGCAGUACAGAAAAGAAACUACUUUAGUUCCAAGUAAAAAAAAAAAAUUGUCUACAAAAAAUAAUGUGACUAAGUACUAUUAACUCUAGAAUUGAUAGUGUAUUUAAAAAUGUUUAUUUCAAGAAGUGGAUUUAACUUGAAUUUAAAACUUUAAUAAUAAAACAGCCACUGCCAUAUUUCAUAAAUUUGUAUAUUAGAUGUAAUGAAAACCACAUAUUGGUUGAUCGGAUACCGGUAUUAUGAUUUUAUUAAAGUGGAAGUCUAGGCAAACAACAUGAA
Molecule: messenger RNA, 6299 nt
Organism: Saccoglossus kowalevskii
Lineage: Eukaryota; Metazoa; Hemichordata; Enteropneusta; Harrimaniidae
Biological process (GO): negative regulation of DNA-templated transcription
Cellular component (GO): nucleus
Molecular function (GO): transcription corepressor activity; chromatin binding; histone binding
Source: RefSeq, a predicted model, not a curated record